AAGUCCACUUUAGGGAAGUCAUUAGUGGGUUUCCUCGACAUCAUCAAUCUUUCCAAAAUCAAAUCGCUUUAUUCCUCGCCAUAACUUUUUCAAUUAAUCUGUUACAGAGAAUCAAUAAGAUCUUCCAUCUUAUCUUCCUCUUGAUUUCGCACAACCAUGGACGUUAUCGUUCAGUUGCAGAGACAGAUUGUUGACUUCACAGCUUCUCUAUACCGAGAGGGAUAUGUGGACGAUCAAUUUACUCAGCUGCAGAAGCUGCAAGACGAGAGUAGUCCUGAUUUUGUGAUGGAGGUCGUGUCUCUCUUCUUUGUAGAUUGUGAGAAGCUUGUUAACAAUAUGGCCAGAGCUCUGGAACCACAGGCUGUGGAUUUUAAACAGGUGGAUAAUGAUGUUCACCAAUUGAAGGGUAGUAGUUCCAGCAUGGGUGCAGCGAGAAUUAAAAAUGCAUGCAUUGCCUUCAGAACUUAUUGCGAGUCCCAAGACCGUGAAGGGUGUAUGAGAUGUCUUCAACAAGUGAAUCAUGAGUAUGCUCAACUGAAGAUCAAGCUUCAAACUUUAUUCAGGCUGGAGCAACAGAUUGUCGCAGCUGGUGGAUCAAUUCCUGUGAUUCAAUGAGUAAUAUUGAUUUUAUCCAUUAUUUACACAGAAAGGUUGAAGGAUUGAUGUUAGAGAUACUCUUUUUGUAGGAGCUGUUUAAGGUUAGAGGUUGAGCUACUUUGACGACCUGAAACCUUGUGUAUCGGGGAGGGACAAUGUGAAUAAACGUUUCUAUAAACUGCUUCUUAAACGAGAACUUUGGUUUGCCUCUUGGUAGUAAGAAUUGCAUAUAUCUGAUCUUUUUUUUCUGUCCUGGUAUUAUUGCUAGGGACAUCACCAUUUAUACAAUCUAUAAUGUGGAACCCA
Manihot esculenta (cassava) is the source of this 903-nucleotide messenger RNA. RefSeq names its product histidine-containing phosphotransfer protein 5. The transcript is spliced from 6 exons. NCBI's taxonomy places the organism in Eukaryota, Viridiplantae, Streptophyta, Magnoliopsida, Malpighiales, Euphorbiaceae. Gene Ontology annotation, biological process: phosphorelay signal transduction system; phosphorylation; cytokinin-activated signaling pathway. Gene Ontology annotation, molecular function: protein histidine kinase binding; histidine phosphotransfer kinase activity. Bases 157 to 615 code for a protein of 152 amino acids. The record is from RefSeq and is a predicted model, not a curated record. Gene Ontology annotation, cellular component: nucleus; cytoplasm.